Molecule: messenger RNA, 3269 nt
Organism: Rotaria sordida
Lineage: Eukaryota; Metazoa; Rotifera; Eurotatoria; Philodinida; Philodinidae
Source: the annotation of a GenBank genome assembly
AUGAAUAUGCUUUGUGGAAUUAGUCAACAGACUGAUGGAUCAAUUAAAAUAUCGAAUUAUGAUACACGAUAUCAUAUGGAUUAUUUACGUCAAUUUAUAUCAUAUUGUCCACAACAUGAUAUUUUAUUUGAUUUAUUAACGGUUGAAGAACAAAUUGAGUUUUAUGCAAUUGCACGAGGUUAUUCAAACGAUAAAGAAGAUAUUUGUUCAAAUCUUCUUGAAGCAGUUAAUUUAACAGAAGAUCGAAAUGUUUAUUGUAAAAAUUUAUCUGGUGGAAUGAAAAGACGUUUAUCAAUAGCAUGUGCAUUUAUUGGAAAUACAAGAUUUGUUUUACUUGAUGAACCAUCAAGUGGUCUAGAUCCAAUAAAUCGUCGUCUUUUAUGGAGAUGGAUUCGUUCGAUGAAAGAAAAUCGUACAAUAUUAUUGUCAACACAUUUUAUGGAAGAAGCAGAUGCAUUAUCUGAUCGAAUAAUAAUAUUAUCUAAUGGAAAUAUUUGUGCAAAUGAUACAUCAACUCAAUUAAAAAGACUUUAUGGUAGUGGAUAUAAAUUAAUUUUAAAUACAAAUAAUAAUCAAGAUCAUAUUUAUUUAUUUGAAUUAAUUAAAAAAUAUUUAAUUAAUUCAACAAUAGAAAUCGAAUCAAAUAAUCAAUUAAUUAUUCAAACAAAUGAACAAUCAUCACAAUUAUUUAUUGAUCUUUUAUAUCAACUUGAAAUUCUUAAAGAAAAUAAUUUUAUUUUAAAUUAUGGAUUAUCAAAUACAACAUUAGAGGAAGUAUUUCUUCGUAUUGCAAUUGAUCAAUAUGAAAAUAAUGAACUAAUUGAAGAAAAUCAAGAUUUAAUUGAAGAUAAUUGUUUUGAAAUAUUUAAUCAAAAAUUAAUUGAACAAGGUUAUGAUUUUUAUUUAAGUCAAUAUGAAGGUUUAUUUAUUAAAUCAAUUCGUAUUGCUUAUAGAAGAUCGAUAUUAUUAUUUGUUAUUUUAUUAAUACCAUUUAUAUUUGAAUAUUUUAUUAAAACAACAACCGAUUAUGAAUCAAUAUUAAUUGAUAUUGAUGAUUGGUCUCAUUUAAAAGAACAAAAUAUAUAUAUUGGAAUAAAUCAAUACGAAUAUGAUGAAUAUUUAUUUAAUAGAAUUAUAUCUCGAAUAAAUCAACGUUCACCAUUAGCCAAUAUUUACAAAUUAACUAAUAUAACAACUAUUCAACAACUUGAUUAUUUUUAUUGGAUGCGUCGUAAACUGGAUUCUGGUGCAUAUUCAAAUGAAUAUAUUGGUUUAUUAUUUGAAAAUAGUAAAAUAAUAUCGAUAUUAACAUCACAUUUAAUUAUUGGUUAUGAACCAUUUAAUGUAGCUUCGGAAUUUCUUUGUCGAGGACAAUGUUUUAUUAAAACUCGAUUGAAAUUUAUUGAAAAUCAUCAAAAUCAAUUUGAUGAAAAGUCAUUUUUAUUAUUUAUUAAAAAUUUAUCAUUAUUUAGUUGUUUUUAUGGAAUUUUACCUGGUCAAUUAACAGAAAUAUAUUUAUUAACAUAUUUUUUAAUUUAUUUUUAUAUAACAAUAUUAAUUAUUAAUGAAGAUAAACAAUUAAAUAAAUUAAUGAAAACAUUUGGUUUACAUCCAAUUAUUUAUUGGACAGCAAGAUUUUUUUUUGAUUUUAUUUUAUCAAUAUUUUAUUCAUUUUUUCUUUUAUUUAUUUAUUCAUUAAAUGAUAAAAACGAUUUAUUUAAUCAAAAUAAAUUUCAACAAAUUCUUAAUAAUAAUAAUAUUCAAAUUAAAUUUAUUUUUUAUUCAAUUACAUUUAUUAUAUCUGCUUCAACAUUACCUUUUAUUUAUCUUAUAACAAAAAUAAUGAAAAAUGAUUUAAUUGCUGGUUUAUUCAUAUUAUUAUUAUUAAUUUUAAUUGAAAUAUUUGAUUUAAUUCGAAUAUUAAUUAUAAUAAUGAUGAAAAAUUCCAUAAAAUUAAAUUUAUUUUAUUGGUUAAUUAACAUUAUAUUUCCUCCAUUAAAUGGAAAACGUUUAAUUGGAAUUAUAUUAAUAAAUUCAUCAAAAAAUUUAUGUAAAUUAAUUGAAAAUGAUCAAUAUAUAUUAUCAAAAAUGGGAUUUUUUAAAGAAAUAAAUCGAAAUGAUUUUUUAAAACAUAUAUUAAUAAGUUUAUUUCAAAUGAUAUCAUUAUUUAUUUGUCUUUUUUUAAUUGAUACAAAUAUUUUAAAUGAUAAAUUGUUUAGAUUAAAAAAUGUAUCAAUAAAUAAUCUAAACGAUGAAUUAAAUGAAGAAGAACUUGAUGAUGAUGUUUUACAAGAAAGAAUUACUUUAAUAUCAAAUAAAAAUCUAUCAUUAUAUCCAAUUGUUUCAUUUGAUAUUAUUAAAAAAUAUCCUCAUCAACAAUAUUUAGCUAUUAAUCAUCUUACUUUUUCUGUUCACCAAGGAGAAUGUUUUGGUCUUCUAGGAUUUAAUGGAGCUGGUAAAACAUCAUUAUUUAAAAUAAUUGUUGGUGAAGAAAAACCUACAAAUGGUUCAAUAUAUAUAUAUGGAAAAAAAUAUGAUGAUUUUUUUCGUGGAACUUGUAGAGAUAUUGGAUAUUGUCCUCAAUAUGAUUGUAUUCAAGAUAAAUUAACUCUAGAAGAUUAUUUUUAUUUAUUUGGACGUUUACGUGGAAUAUUUCAUUAUCAUCUUCAACAAACAAUUGAAAUAAUUUCAAAAUUAUUUUUACUUGAUUUAUUUCUUAAACAAUAUGUUCAACAAUUAAGUGGUGGAACAAGAAGAAGAAUGCAUGCUGCUCUUGCUUUUCUCGGACCACCAACCAUUAUUCUUCUUGAUGAACCAACAACAGGUGUUGAUCCAUAUAGUCGUCGUCAAAUGCGUCGCAUAUUUGAAUAUGCAUUAAAUAAUGAUAUAACAAUGAUUUUAACAUCACAUUCAAUGGAAGAAUGUGAAUUGUUAUGUUCACGUCUUGCUAUUAUGUCACGAGGACAAUUUCAAUGUUUAGGAUAUAUUCAAGAUUUAAAGAAUAAAUUUGGAAAUGGUUAUACAAUUAAUAUUAAAAUUAAUUCCAAUGAAAAUCCUGAAAAUUUAUCUAAUUUAUAUAAUUAUUUAAAAAAUAAAAUAGAUAUUAAAAUUCAUCAUAAAACUGAAUCAACAAUUAUUUUACAAGUUGAUUAUUCAUCACCACCCAAAUUAUUUGAUUUAAUUCAACAAAUUAAAGAUAAAUAUCAUAUUGAAACAUAUAUUAUUGAACAAACAACAUUAGAACAAAUAUUUUUUUCUUUACAAUAUUC